This is a messenger RNA of Talaromyces rugulosus, 1482 nucleotides long. RefSeq lists its product as uncharacterized. Gene Ontology annotation, molecular function: succinate-semialdehyde dehydrogenase (NAD+) activity. Gene Ontology annotation, biological process: GABA catabolic process. The transcript has 4 exons. The record is from RefSeq and is a predicted model, not a curated record. NCBI's taxonomy places the organism in Eukaryota, Fungi, Ascomycota, Eurotiomycetes, Eurotiales, Trichocomaceae. Bases 1 to 1482 code for a protein of 493 amino acids.
AUGACUCAUACCGUGCCACAAUUAAAAGACAAGUCUUUGUUCAUUGAAAAAUGCCAGAUCAACGGUGAAUGGGUUGGGGCACAAUCGGGCAAAACAUUUGAGGUCACUGAUCCAGCCACCAAUAAAGUCAUCGGAACAUGCCCAGAAUUCAGCGCAAAAGAUACCGAGAGAGCCAUCAAGGCAGCUUCGGAUGCAUUUCCAGUCUUUCGCAAGACGUCAGUACGUGAAAGGUCUCGAUUGCUGAGGCGUUGGAAUGACCUCAUCCUGCAAAAUGCGGACGACUUGGCGACCUUAAUAACCUGGGAGAAUGGAAAACCGUUUGCCGAGGCCCAAGACGAGAUCAAGUACGCCGCAGCCUUCAUUGAAUGGUUCAGCGAGGAAGCCCCCCGGCUGUACGCCGAUACGAUUCCUGUAUCCAUCCCGGGGAACCGAGUCCUAACUGUCAAAGAGCCCGUGGGUGUCUGCGGCUUGAUCACUCCAUGGAACUUCCCUGCCGCUAUGAUCACCCGUAAGAUUGGCCCGGCAUUGGCGGCUGGCUGUACAGUCGUCGCGAAAAGCCCUGGGGAGACUCCAUUUACUGCCAAUGCUCUCGCAGAACUAGCCCUUCGAGCGGGUAUUCCUAAAGGCGCGGUAAACAUCGUCACUGCUCUGGAAAAUACCGCUGAGGUCGGCCAAAUUCUUACCACUCAUUCGGAUAUCAAGAAGGUCUCGUUUACUGGCUCGACUCGUGUGGGUAAGCUCCUUAUGGGACAAGCUUCUUCUAGCGUCAAAAGAGUUUCUUGGGAGCUUGGUGGUAAUGCUCCGUUCAUCGUCUUUGAUGACGUGGAGGAUAUCGAUGCCGCGGUAACUGGUGCUCUUGCGUCGAAGUUUCGAGGUACUGGACAGACCUGCGUCUGCGCUAAUCGAAUCUACAUUCACCGAUUCCACUAUGAAGCUUUCGCGGAGCGACUUGUCAAGCGCAUUAGGGACUUGAAGGUCGGACAUGGAUUCGCGCAAGGUGUCACCCUAGGGCCUCUCAUCCAUCCCGCAGCUGCACAAAAAGUUGCUGACCACGUUGUGGACGCCAAAUCCAAAGGUGCUCGUGUUCUUCUGGGAGGAAACCCUAUCCGAGAACUAGGACCGACAUUCUUUCAACCUACGGUCCUGGCUGAUAUGACCCAUGAUAUGCGCAUUGCCUCUGAAGAAACGUUCGGACCCGUGGCGGCCCUGUUCCCCUUCGACACUGAGGACGAGGUGAUCCAGCUAGCCAACCGCUGCGAGGUUGGCCUGGCGGCGUAUAUCUUCAGUGAUAACAUCAGAAGAGUCUUCCGUGUAGCGGAAGCUCUCGAGGUCGGUAUGGUCGGUGCCAACACCGGCUCUGUCAGUGACGUUGCUGCCCCAUUUGGUGGAGUGAAAGAGAGUGGAUUUGGCCGCGAGGGAAGCAAGUAUGGAAUUGAGGAAUUUGUGAAUAUCAAGACUAUCACCCUGGGUGGAAUCUUUUAA